ACGAACCUACGUGUCCACUGAUGGUUGACGUCUUUAAUCAGGAUGAUGGAAAGCAGCCUGAAGAAUGUUCUUGUGCUUUCGUUUGGAUUUCUGCUUCUCUUUACGGCCUACGGAGGUCUGCAGAGUCUGCAGAGCAGCCUGUAUGGCGAGGAAGGGCUGGGGGUGACGGCGCUCAGCACGCUGUACGGCGGGAUGCUCCUGUCCUCCAUGUUCCUCCCACCGCUCCUGAUUAAGAGGUUCGGCUGCAAGUGGACCAUCGUCAUCUCCAUGUGCUGCUACGUGGCCUUCUCCCUGGGCAACUUCUACGCCAGCUGGUUCACCUUGGUUCCGACCUCCAUACUGCUGGGUCUGGGAGCAGCUCCGCUGUGGUCUGCUCAGGGCACGUACCUCACCAUCAUGGGAAACACACAAGCAGAGAAGGCGGGGAAAGUUGGCAGAGACGUGGUGAACCAGUAUUUCGGCACCUUCUUUCUCAUCUUCCAGUCGUCCGGGGUGUGGGGCAACCUGAUCUCAUCUCUGGUGUUUGGCCAGACACCCAGUCAAGAGGCCAUCCCAGAGGAGCAGCUCCUGUCUUGUGGGGCCAGUGACUGUCUGAUGGCCACAGCGUCCACCAACAGUACCCAGCGACCCUCGCAGACGCUGAUCUACACCCUGCUGGGCAUCUACACGGGGAGCGGCGUCCUGGCCGUCCUGCUCGUGGCCGCGUUUCUGGAACCCAUCAAAGAUGCGCAGAGGAAACGCGAAGGAGACGAGGGGCCGCCUUUCUGGUCCACCCUGCUGUCGACCUUCAGGCUCCUUGGAGACAAGCGCCUGCGUCUCCUGGUGCUGCUGCCCAUGUACAGCGGGUUCGAGCAGGCCUUCCUCGCGGGCGACUACACCCGGUCCUACGUCACCUGCGCCCUGGGGAUCCGGUUUGUUGGUUACGUGAUGAUCUGCUUCUCGGCCACCAACUCGCUGUGCUCUGUGCUGUACGGAAGGCUCUCCCAGAAGACGGGCAGAGCCGCCCUCUACGCGCUAGGUGCGGUCACCCACCUGUGCUGCAUAAUCGCCCUCCUGCUGUGGGAGCCUCACCCCCGCCAGCUGGCCGUGUUCUUCGUGUUUUCUGGCCUCUGGGGCGUGUCCGACGCCGUCUGGCAGACGCAGAACAAUGCUCUGUACGGCGUUCUGUUUGAGAAGAACAAGGAGGCGGCCUUUGCGAACUACCGCCUGUGGGAAUCGCUAGGCUUCGUCAUCGCCUUUGGAUACAGCACAUUUUUGUGUGUCAACGUCAAACUCUACAUCCUGCUGGGGGUCCUGAGUCUGGCCAUGCUGGCCUACGGGACCGUGGAGUAUCUGGAGGCCAAGAAGGCGGCCAGGCCAGCCGCUGCGGAGCAGGCAAAGCCAGCAGAGGGGGAGGAAACGGAGACAGCCAUGUGA
This is a messenger RNA of Puma concolor (puma), 1416 nucleotides long. RefSeq names its product unc-93 homolog A (gene UNC93A). Lineage: Eukaryota; Metazoa; Chordata; Mammalia; Carnivora; Felidae. The record is from RefSeq and is a predicted model, not a curated record.